AUGUCGACGCCGUCACCAGUACCCUUGCCAGCUCGCCGUUCCGCUCGGAUCGACUACACUUCCAACGGCCGCAACUACCUGUGCUCCGUCACAGGAUGGCCGCGCGAGAAGCUCGACGAGUGGCUGACAUCAAACAGUGUUCGCAGCCAUCUUCAAAUUUGGUAUUGCCUCUGCGUCUCUAGCAAGCGUAGAUUCAACGACGCAAUUGAGUGGAUCAACACUCGCGCCUUCUACGAAGAGGGUGACCUCGAGGAAGAUCUGCUGUUGAUGUGUCUGCAAGAGGGCAACAUGAACGACGCCGACGGUAACGCAGUCGUUCCAAUCAGUGCCUAUGCCGACAACACUGUGGCCACUUCCAAGUGGAUCACCCAAGAAGUCUGGGCCCGAGCGGCUUGGAGAGUUGUUCAGGAUAACGCUGGUCCUGGUGAGGCAUUCGAAAAGGCGAUUCAGGAACAUCCAGCGGCUGCGUACGCGCUCGCAAUCGACAUCCUGUGUCUCGCUUUCCAUUCCAUUGCGUACCGUGAGGCGGACUCGGUGUGGGAGGGAAUCAUCACCAACGGAGCGAACAUGGACGCAACUCCACCGAGUCCUGAGGUCCAGAACGAUUUCGAUGUCGACUGCGAGAGCGACGUGGACAUGGAUGUUGAUGUUGAUCUCGAGGGCAACAUUUCCAGCAAUGAGGGCAUGACCGACGACAACGGCUCAGACGACGAUGCAGACUUCAUAGAGGUGGCGGAGCCAGUCACUCCGAAGUCCAAGCGACCUACUCGCAAGAGUACCACUCCCAAGGCGCCGAAGAAGGAGGAUGCUGAGAUUGGUGAGAACAUCGUCGUCGGGGUGAAGGGUUGGAUGAAUGACCUGUCGGAGGAAGAUGAGAUGCAGACUUGA
Zasmidium cellare ATCC 36951 is the source of this 888-nucleotide messenger RNA. RefSeq lists its product as uncharacterized. NCBI's taxonomy places the organism in Eukaryota, Fungi, Ascomycota, Dothideomycetes, Mycosphaerellales, Mycosphaerellaceae. The transcript has 2 exons. The coding region runs from base 1 to 888 and encodes 295 amino acids. The record is from RefSeq and is a predicted model, not a curated record.